Molecule: messenger RNA, 879 nt
Organism: Colletotrichum lupini
Lineage: Eukaryota; Fungi; Ascomycota; Sordariomycetes; Glomerellales; Glomerellaceae
Exons: 5
Coding region: 1-879 (292 amino acids)
Source: RefSeq, a predicted model, not a curated record
AUGCUGUCUGUCACUGUUGGAAUCAGCCAAGCAACACCACCAGAAUCACGACUCACCACCAACAAACCACAGGCUUGCUGUUGCUGCAGUGCCCAAGGAUGUAUUUUGGUCGCUCAUUACGAGGCAGAGCAAAUUCCACACAUACCAGAUGCCGGGGAAACAACACAAUGCCUAAUUCACGCAAACCAAACCAAACCAAACCAUUCAAGCAUCAACUUCAAGCACAUGUGGACCAGAUACAACUCGGCCUACUCGAUGACCCCGCUGCUACGCCAAUCCAUAUUCUCUAUAACCUUCCGCUACACCAACAGCAUCAGCAUCGACAACACAGACCCGAUCGUCCGUCAUGCAAACCGACUGCCUUCCGCCAUCCGAAUAUUCCACCUGCAGCUCUGCAUGGCCAAGCCUCAAGCCUCAAGUCUACCAAGGUCAUUCAUCCAAAUCCCCGUCCCAUCUUUGCUCCCGUAUCCCGUCUGCAUUUCGAUUCUUAUUCUCUGUAUCCAUACGGAUGCAGGUACGUCGCCCCCGCCCGCCGCCGCGCUACACCGCGUACGAACAUACGCACAGUCAUCACCACAACCCGUUCCAGUCCAGGUCAUCGUCAUCGGCCUCCAGCCUCUCCUUUCUCUCCCGGGCCUCCGAAAAUUCCCAAGACUCUCCAAGACCACUUUACAAUGCUUCCAAGACCUAAGCCUCCACGACAAGAAACCCAAACGGGCCCAAGUAGCUACUGCUGGCAUGUUCCCUCGCCCGCUCUCAUCUCAAGCACCUCCGCGACACGGGGUGUUUGGGUGUCGCCUAGCCUCAGACAUCAGACAAGACCACCUCGAGAAACAGGAACACGGCACCACGACCAGAGGAAGAAGCGGCACGCACUAG